Molecule: messenger RNA, 2694 nt
Organism: Saccostrea cuccullata (small rock oyster)
Lineage: Eukaryota; Metazoa; Mollusca; Bivalvia; Ostreida; Ostreidae
Exons: 9
Coding region: 40-2694 (884 amino acids)
Biological process (GO): DNA catabolic process
Cellular component (GO): cytoplasm
Molecular function (GO): nucleic acid binding; 3'-5'-DNA exonuclease activity
Source: RefSeq, a predicted model, not a curated record
AGACGAGAAGUCAAGGUCUGCGCGGUAACUUUGGUUGAGAUGGUGAAACCAAAGUACAGACGCCAUGGGUUCGUCUCGAAAAAGCAGAAGGAGAGAUAUGAUAAAGUAUCUGCAGGGCAAUUGACUCGAUGGAUUAGGGGAGCUAUCCUUACAGACCACAAUUACUCCGCCAGUGCAACCCCUGUCAGCGUUGAUCACGAUCACGAAUUGCCAAAUUUGAAUAUACUGGAAAGAGAGGAGGUGGUGGAUGGGGAAGAAGUGACUACAUCUGAGGAUUGGAAGGAGGGGAGGAGAGUAGUAGAACUUGGAGUGUUAGCUGAGGGCUUGCGGGGAUGUUGUAAAUGUGGCUUACCAUUACAACUUUCACACACUAUUUCUGUGUUGACAUAUGGUUUAGCUUCUUUGUUAAAGGUCUGUUGCAGCAAUACAAAGUGUAAUCAUAUUAACCAUGUAAAAACGGGGAAAAAACAUGGAAGAGUGUGGGAUGUAAAUACAAAGCUAUCAGCAGCAAUUGUACAUGUUGGUAUUGGUGCAAUGCAAGUCAACAGUCUCCUUUCUGAGCUGAAUAUACCACCUGUAAGCCAUGCCAUGCUGGACAAAAGACAGAAAGAGAUAGGCAGAGCUGUUGAAGAUAUUGCUGCAGAGUCUAUGUCUGAUGCUUUGCAGAAGGAACUGGAAAUGAUGAAUGAAGAGAUGAACGAAAAUGGACUAGUUGUUGCUGUAGAUGCUGGAUGGCAAAAACGGGGUAGCGGAAAGACAUAUGAUAGUUUAUCAGGUCAUUGUUCCAUGGUUGGUCCUCUCUCCGACAAAGUAUUGUCAUACUCUCUGAGGUCUAAGAAUUGCAGAGUAUGCAGUGUAGCUGAAUCAACCAACAAGAAUCCAGCAGCCCAUGAGUGCUCAAAGAAUUGGGAGGGUAGUUCAAAGGCCAUGGAGGCAGAUAUGGUUAUUGAGAUGGUCCAAGAUCUACAGAAAAGUAAAGGAAUAACCAUUGAUGGAAUCAUUGGAGAUGAGGACUCUACCACUAUUGCAAGACUGAAAGCUAAUGUCAAUGCUGAUAUUAAGAAGUUGUCUGAUAAAAAUCAUCUAAAGAAACUGUUUACAAACUCUUUGUUUACCUUGAAGAAAAAACAUUCAUCUCUAACUUUGUCUGUGAUAAAGUACAUUCAGAAAUGCUUCAGUUACUCCAUAGCACAGGGAAAAGGAAAUGCUUCUCAAAUCAAAGAAGACCUUUCAUCAAUUCCAUUACACAUAUUUGGAGAUCACCAACACUGCUCCUCAAGGUGGUGCAACUUCAUUAACAACCCUAACCUGAGGUACAAGUCACUUCCACAUGGAAAACCCCUGAAAGAUAGGUUCCUUCAGGAUGAUCUGAAAGAAGUCUUCAGUUCAUAUGCAAGUCAUUCUGAUCGUCUUUCAUGCUUAGGAAGCACACAGUCGAAUGAGAGUUUUCACAGAAUGGUGUCUGCAAAAGCCCCAAAGACCCAUCAUUACAGCUCUUCUUCAAGCCUCAGAUAUAGAGUUGCUGCAUGUGUAGCCCAGAAAAAUGUUGGACACAGAUAUCUUGUAAAGGUUAACAAGAAAUUGGGCCUCUCUCCUGGCUACUAUACUCGACGACAGUGCAUUCUGAGGGAUUUACAAAGAAAGCGACAGAAGGCCAUUUCAGUGACACAGAAAUUUAAAAGGAGAAGGAGAGAAUUGAAAGCCAGGAAAAUUCAAAGUAUUUCUACAAAAGAAACAAGGGAAGGCAUCAGUUAUUUAACAGGAUGUGAUCUCCAGCAGGCCUCUGACAUCGUUGAAAUUCCAGCUCCAAAAACAAUUCCAAAGUAUGAUCAUCUCCCUUCAAGUCAGCUGUUAAAUGCUGAAGAGAUCUAUUUUGAUUUGGAAACUACUGGACUCGCAAGGGAUUCUCAUAUUGUGCAGUUGUCUGCAGUUAGAAAUGAUGAGGUUUUCAACAAAUACAUCAUUCCAGAAAAACCAAUGUCCUCAAAAGCUACAGAAAUUACUGGAAUAAAAGUAGUCAACAAUAAAAUGUACCACAAUGAUGAGGAAGUUGAGACAGUCAGCAUUAAGGAUGCACUGAUCCAGUUUAUCGACUUCAUGAAGAAAUCGGAGUCAGAUGCUGUUCUAGUUGGACACAACUCCAAAGUGUUUGACCUUCCUGUGCUGUUCAACAUUUUGAGUAAAUUAAACAUUUUGGAGGCAUUCUCAUCUGCAGUCAUUGGUUUCAUUGAUACCUUACCUCUUUUCAAAAUUUCGCAUCCAAACCUUUCAUCAUACUCACAGUUACACCUCUUCGAAGAAAUUCUACAAGACAAAUACAGUGCGCAUGACUCAUUACAGGAUGUCUUAGCCUUGAAGAGAUUGUUGGACCAUACAGGACCUUCCCCUGAAGUCAAACUUGCUGCAUCUUUCACUUCAAACUCUGCCUUUGCCAUAUUCCAUCACAAGAACACAACAAAAAGUCUAAUGAGCACACUAAAGCCUUUAUUGGACCAAAAGGUGAUUUCGAAUGGAAUGGGAAAUAAGAUUGCCAGCAGUGGACUCUCCUUAUCACACUUACAACUGGCUUAUCGCAGAAAUGGUAGGGAGGGAAUACAGGAUGUGCUGACAGAGAUAACAGAUAACAGUGUGCGUGUGACAAAAUCUAGAAAAAUCAUUGAUUCUGUUGCAGAUUUUCUCAGAUCUGAGCAGUAA